AGAAUAGCAGUAAGCUGUAGCAGUUCAUCACGGUCACACACUGUAAGUGAUUUUAGCUCGUAAAAGGUGCUGGGUUGGCUGGCAGAGGCAGGGCAGAGCUUUCACUGGUAUGUAAUGUACUGCUGUGACAGCAGGGCCAUGCUGGGUUUGAAAGUAGCUGGCUUUUGGAGCUGUGGCCUUGUGGAUUUCUCUGCUCCUGCUGAGCCUCUUAAGAAUCAAAGCACUGCUCCUCUGGGCGUGCUGCUUCAUUUUCAAAAAUGGGAUUAAGGGCACAGCAGUAUUCUUACAUCCUGUAUGGGCUGGGAGCUGUUGCUACAAGCGGAGCAAGUACCAUCCUGGACUGUAUGGAAAUCUCUGCGGGCUCUGUCUGCUGUUACUGGUCUUACUGGAUUUUUGGGGCUGUGAACCAGAUGUUGCUGCUUUCCAGGGCUCUGAUGCUCCUCCCUCUGCAGCCAGCCUUCCCUUGCAGGGAGUCUCUGAGUGCUGGAAUGGGAAGAUGUUACCCAAAAGCCUCUGAUUGUUGCUGGUGGGUGAGCCCUGCUGCCCCCUCCUCUAACAGCUUGGGAUCCCCCAUGCAGAGGGCUGAGCAUUAGCCUGUUAAGCAUCCUCCUGCACAUUUCUCUCCAAUGUCUGAAUGCUGUAUGAUCUAGCCCAGCUUCUUUGGAGUUGCUGGGUUGCUGGUGUGCUCCUGGGGCUGAACCAGAUGUAAAUGGUGCCCUGAAGGCUGGGGAGGUGGUGGUGACCUGCUGGUUUCACAUGCCCUGGGAAACCUUAGAAAUUAAGGUGAGGAAACACUAUUACUUAUACAUGGCACAAGAGUCUAAAGUCACUUGCAUGUUUUAAUUAAGCAAAGCAAGGGAUUGUUGUGCAGGCUGGGAGUGGGAAUAGCUCAAACUGGGAACGCUAUAGAUGACCUUGUUGCUCUAUUUGUUGUCCCACCAGAAAGCAAAGACUGAGCUGUUUGUUGGGUGUCAGUGCACUUGCAUAGUUUGUUGUUUCCUGCAUAUCCUGAUGCUGCACAUAGGCAGAUCCCCACCUGGCUGAGAGCUGUGUGCUUCGAUCUGUAUGCCAGUGCAGUCAUUGCAAAAGAGAAAGGGAUUGAAACUGUGAUUCUUUUCAGUUAAAGAGAUUAAUUAAAGGAGAGAGUUGCCUUUCUGACUAGUUGUAAGAGCAGUGAUUUUGAACAGAGGUGAAAGCUGAAUUCGUCUUCAUAAAAUGAAGAAAACAAAACCUACACAGUUAAAAUGUACCCAGCACGUGGAAAAAUAAUGUGCAGAAAUGCCCCAUGACAGGUAGGAUGUGUAAGGCUGCAUCCCAGCUCCAAUAACUCAAGCUCUGCUUUAUCUUCCUGGUUCUGCAGAGCACAGAGCCCGCAGGCUGUCUGUCCUGUUUCCUCAGGCAAGGCUUGGCUGUGAGAUCCCUGCUCUGCCGUGCUGAGGUUGUGAACUCCUCUUGUUUGUAUUUUUUACUUUGUUUUCUUUUAAACAGAGCUUUCUUCAGAGCCACCCAAUCGCAGCUGCUGCUCGAGCUGCGUUGUGAUGGCAGGUGUUGCUCUGUGCUUGUGUUUAGGUUCUGCCCCUUGGAAGGAUGCCUGCAUUUCAAAAUUACUUUUUUUUCCUCUCUCUCUUGUGCAAUGUCUCACUGAGCAGACGUGCUCAGGUGCACUUUGGACUGUGGACAGCACAAACAUGACUUUUACUCUCUGCCUUGCUGUACCUGUGUCCUGUGAAUCCUUUAUGGUAUCGCUGUGCUUUCAGUCCUUACUGGGGCCUGUGCUGUAAAUCCGAGAGCAGUGUCCCAAGAAGAGGUCGUUAGAGGAUUGCAGUGUAGUUAGCAGGGCAGCUUGGGCAGCGCUGAGUUUCGUUUCCUUUUUGGUCAGGGUCUGAGGAGCAGUCUAUGCAAAGUGCUGGCUAUUCUUACACACUGUUAGGGAAGAGGGACUCAUAUCAAAUGUCACAAACUGUCCAGAGCACCUGCCCUAUGUAUGGAGAGGGGCAGGAGGUGGAAGUACUGGAACAAACUGCUGCUGCUUCUCUCUGAUCACUGGGUCUCAAAGUAUUUGAGGCAGUCUGAGAUGCUUUGCCUCUAUAAUAAGCAGAGCAGGUGAAGUGUGGAGAAGCUGAGUGACCCAAAAGAUCAGCCAGCAACCCACUGCAUCACUGCAAGAGGAGCCAUGGCCUGGGUGAUACUCUCCUUUAAGUCACUCUGUUCCCAAAUGAGUUUCCAGGUUUAUCUGGGUGCCUGAAGCACAAAGCAGUUGCAGAAGGGCUGUGGUUGGUGAAGAGCAGAUGGUGCUGCCCAGUGAUGUGCAGUGCCUGACCUGCAGGCUGAGCUUGCAGGUGGCAAACAGGAGCUGCAGGUGGUGAGUUGGAGCUGCAUCUGCUGUGAGACUGGGCGAGGAGGAGGAGGAGGAGGAGGAAGGUUGCCUCCCUGCAGUGCCUCCCAUACACAGCUUGCACCUCUCAGGCAUUUUAGCCAGGUAAAGUAUGCUGGGGUGGGGUGCUGGAGGAUAUGGCUGACUUGCUUUGCAUUUUUUAAAGUGGGCAGAGGAAGAACCAGUGUUAGAAUUGCAAGUAGUGCACUGAGGCCUCUGCAGCCUCUGGGAUUUGAAAUGAAACCAUGCAACAUAACAAUGUUUGUGAGUCCCUUGUAGCAGGGGGGUAGGUUCAUCACAGACACACCCUGGGGAGGCCCUCUAUCACAGCAGCUCCUCCCACUUCUCCCAAUAAGCUUUUUUACUUCCCAGACACAGGCUCCAGAAUUCAUCCAGGCCAGCUGUUCCAAAGGUUCAUCCGUAGGGCACCAAGGUCUGUGUGAAGCUCAGGGUCUUUCUUCUGUGCCCAACUGCUCUCCGGUUGCUGCUUGCAAAAGCUUGUGGAUGGCUGCCUUAGAUUAGGUGUUGGUUUCAGAUUUAUUGAUGCCCAUUUGAUGCCCAUUUGAGCCCUUGAUAUUUUUAAGCUAGUGUAGCAGACCUUCCACUCCUGCUCACUUCCCAGUAAAAGUCCAUGCAUCUCGGGCCCUUGGCGUGCAGCUGUACUGCCCUGAGCCUGCCAGCUCACUUCAGCUGCUCUCCUGUCCAUGGCAUUUACAUGGCCUCAGACCAGAAGGGGCUUUUGUGGGUUGUGAAAGUAAGCCGACAAGUAGCAACAGAUGGUAACAUUAUCAGUUUUACAGUCAUGUCUGCACCUGGUCACCCCAGUGUUAGUGAUUUUCAAAGGAGAAAUGCAUCUGGAAAGGUGACUGAGGGGCACGUUCAGUCCUGACCACUCUCCCACAGGCAGACUGAGCUCCUGAGAAGUGAAAAUUAUUCAGCUCCACUUAUUUACCACUUAAUGCAAUAGUCCACAGAUCGAGCUGUUACCCCAGCUGCUUUUCCUAAUAUCCUGGUGCGUGUUGGGCUGUUGGGACACAUGGGGCCUUUUCUGGGGGUCAGACCCUGCCCCCAGGAGUCUCCCUAGCCCACAGCUUUGCUUGGGGCAUGCAGGGGCAAUAGGUCAAUGUCCUAAUGACUGCACAAACAGCACUUCUUCCCCCUUGCAGGAGCGGGCUGUGAGCAAUGCUAGCCAUACCAAAUUCCUCCUCUGGAAGUCAGCCCAUCCUCCCUGUGGCAUCAAUUGGCCACGGACAUCCUCAGCCUCCUCCUGGGGCAGCUCCUGCUGCUCCUCUGGGGUGGAUCAGAGCCGUGCACGGGGGCAUGUGCUCUCCUUUACAAGGUGGGGCAUGCAAUUAUCUGUUGCCAGGAGAGAGGAGGUCAUGCUGGGAGUGAAGCUGUUUCAUCAGAGCUGGCUGUGAUCUGAAAAAUCACUUUGGAGGAGGAGCGGUUCUCCCGCUGUUUGACCUUUGAGGACUUCCUCAAAUUCUUCUCUCCCACCACAAGGACUGGAAGCAUCCCAUGUGCAGAUCCAAACCUGAAGCCCUCGUGUAACCACAGUCAGCAUUGGGGCUGUAAGAAAAACAGCCUGAUGGAUGGGGUAAACCACUUAAGCUGAAGUGACAAAGCUUCACUGCCUCACCCAAGGAAGCAGGAGCUGCCCAGCAUCCCAGUGCCAGGAUGGGCCCCUCAAACCAUCCCCUUUUGUAUCUGCAAAGGAAUUGGGGUUGUUGGUUAAUAGUUCAGCAGUCGGAGUGAGUUAUAUGUGCCCCCCCAGUGCAGCCUGUCUGUCUGUGUGUGUCUGUCUGUCCGUCCCUCUCACAGAGCAGGGGAAGUUGCAGGCGCCUGCUGGAAGUGCCUCACAGGAACAUCCACAUCCGCCACACAAAGGUGAACUGAAGGCUGCUCUACUCAUGGCUGUCCUUACCGGAACGGCAGGCUGGGUUCCAGCUCACAAAAUAAAUGUGUUUUGAGAAACAGUGAUUGCUGUUGCCUGGCAUUAACAAUAGGGUCCGCUCCUCCCCAAGGUGGCAGUCUGUGCUCUGUGUGGGAGGGCAGCAGAUCCCUGCCCUGUCAUGGGUUUCUCAGCCUUUUCCCCCUGUCCUUUUCCUCAUCUUCCUCUGGAGCAUUGUUUGCUUUGUUUUGGCUGCAUCUUGCGUGGGGAAUGAGUGCUGCACAGUGGGGUCCUCCUCCUUGGAUUGGUCCUGCCUCACUUUCAGUGGGGUUUCGCCUGUGCCAGCAGAGCUUGGACAGGCCCUGGUGCAUGGGGUGUUGCUAUGGCCUCAGCUCCAGCCUUGUAUCCCCAGCACUGGGGUACAGCCCUGGCUGCAGUGCCUGCACACAGGGGAAUGUUGGAUGCCAUGGAGCUUCCACAGGGAUGGGCAGUGCUCAGUACUGCCUCUUUUCCCUUUCAGAAACAGAACCUACAAUUCCUCUUUCAAAUGUCACAUCUUUGUUCCCACUAGAGCCUGCUGGUUCCCUGCAGGUAGCGGUCAUGUGGCUGCGGCCUGGGCUGUACCCCACUCCCAUUCAGCAUGGGAGGGAUGUGGGGAGCUGAGGCCUCUCUUGGGCUCUGCAGUGCCAACUCCAGGGAGCUGAGGUCUGCCCACGUUUUGGGGUGCAGGGAGUGGAGGUGGGUUGGGGCCGGAAAGGACACUCAGCUCUCUGGGAAGGGAAGAGGGUAGAGGUAAAAAUAACCCCUGGGCUGGCUCUGGUCCCUGUGGCUUCCUGCAAUUUACAGCCCUUCCCGGGGAAGGGGAGGCAGGAACCUGCCUGGAUCCGAGCUCACUUUGACCCUUUCACCGCUGACAGAAGGUACUGGAAGGACCUCGCUUUGCCCCAUUCCUGUGGGCUUAGGCAGGACCCUGAGGAAGGGGAUUACAGUGCCAGGUAAUCAUUGCCCUGUUCCUGAUGCCCCUGGUGUGUGUGGGGUCAGACACAGCGGGCUCCUCUGGGGGGAGGCAGACAAUGCUGCUAUAGCCUCAAGGGUCAAAGGGAUGGAGGGAAGCCUGUCCCAGAGCCAGGAUCUUGGCUGUGAUCCCAUAGGAAGAGCUGGGAGAUGGAGCCCAUGGCUGAGAGGAAGUCUGGGGGUGUAAAGGUUGCAGGGACUGAGGGCUCAGUGCUGGCAGGGUGCUGGCACAGAGCAGGAUGUGCUGAUAGGGCUGGGCUGGCAGGGGUUAAUGGGGUGGCUCUUCCUCCCUCUCUAUAUGAGGCUCCUGCGGCUCUGGGCUCAGUUUGCUGCUGGCUGCUGGAGGAAACAGGAGCAGAGGAGACCAACCAGCACCCUGCACAGGCCCAGGACAGCGGCUGAGCGCAGAAGCUGAGCGCAGCUUUGGGUUCCCCAUCCCACGCAGGGUUGGCUGGCAGGCGAUGGUCCCACUCGGCAGCACCCCCCGAGCCGUCUGCACUUCUGGCCGCGGCGUCUCCCCGCUGCGUUUGCUGAACCGGGGUCCCGAGUAUCUGCGGGAGCAGCUGGGGGGGGGCAGCGGUGGCCGCACACCCAGCGCCGUGGAGCGGCUGGAAGCAGACAAAGUGAAAUACGUCAAAUCGCAGCAGGUCAUCAACAGCCGACAGGAGCCGGCACUGCGAGGCUGCUCGCCCUGCUGCUCGCCCCGCGGCCGGCGAUUGCUCGCCCUGCAGCAGCGCCACGAGUUCUGCCACGGCUCCGAUCUGAGCUGUGAAGGCAGCCGCAAGGUGCCCGGUCCUUCGUCCCCUGUGCCGCGGAGGGGAGGCGGCGGCAGGCGUCUGCUGAGACCCGACUCGCUCGUCAUUUACCGGCAGAAGCGGGACUGCCCAGCGAUCAACAAGGAGAACACCAAGAGCUACGGGCUGGUGCGACGCCUCUUCCAGGGGCCGCUCAGGGACAAAGCCCCCAGCUCUCCCCCGGCCCAAGGGUCGGAUAAAGCCCCCGAGAGCCCCAUGCUGUGGGUGUCCAUGGAGCAAGCAGAAGAUGUGCAGACGCCGGGAGCCGGCAGCGGCAGCAGCAGCAUCGUCCCAGUGCCUGACAGCCCCGUGCCGCAGCCCCCACAAACCCCCAGCCUGGCCCAGCCUCCCGCCUCCCCCAGCCCCAGCAAACCGGCACUUGGCCUGCGUCUGUCCCUGCCGCUUUCGGAGAAGGAGCGGUUCUUCAAUUACUGUGGGCUGGACCGGGCCAUGGUGGAAGGGCUGGGGAAGGAGCGGUUUGUGCCAGCGGGAUGGGAUGCUGCCUCAGCACGGCUCCACAGCUCCUGUGAGUGGGAGCCCAGCCAGGCCUCGGGGUGCAGCGGGGAGGACGUGGGGCCAGGUGAGGAGGAGCCGGACACAAGGCUCUGCUCCGCCAUUUCGGUGGUGGAGCGCAAUGCCCGUGUCAUCAAAUGGCUCUAUGGCUGCCAGCGAGCUUGGGCGGCCGCCAAGGAAUCCACAGUCUGAAAGGAAGCACCCCAGCCAGCCAUGCGUGGGUCUAGGUGGAUGGAUGACACGGCCCCUUGCUCUUGCUGGAUGUGGUCUGGGGACUGGCAGCACCCUGACACGACGGUGCUGCCUGCAGGCCAGCAGGGACACCAAGUAUACUCUGAGCAGAGACAAGGUCUGCUCACAGAAGGGACAACUGCUCUACCCCUUGGAUAUGCAGCCCACCAAUAGCUGCUUUUUGAGGUGUAGGUGCAUGGCUGAGUGUGGUGGGGUGCCCAGGGACCUUCUUUGGGUGAGUCCAGCCUCAGCCACGGUGGCUGGAAGGCUGCUGUUCCUUGCUGGGUCCCUACCUCUUGGUCCUCCCUGUUUCUGGUUGUGGUCUAGGAUGGCAGCCUUCUCAGCCUCAAUGGGAAAAGGGCUGCUAGGAUGGGAGCAGGACUCUAAUAAACAAACCUGUGGUUUUCUUCUA
Phasianus colchicus (ring-necked pheasant) is the source of this 7229-nucleotide messenger RNA. NCBI's taxonomy places the organism in Eukaryota, Metazoa, Chordata, Aves, Galliformes, Phasianidae. The record is from RefSeq and is a predicted model, not a curated record.